AUGGGGUUUAAUUCUUUGUUACUUGAAAAAUAUGUGCCUAGAACUUUGAGAGAUUAUGAGAAGGAUGAGUUUAUGGCUAUGGAGCAAGGUGGGAUGUUUGCGGAUGCUUAUAAGGCUAAGUUCAAUGAUUUUUCUUUAUAUGCUAUACAGUUUGGAUCUCAUUCUAAAGGAUCUUGCAGGCCAAUGCUAGAAUCAAAGUCAAUUAAGUCUGUUAUGUCGGCCUCUAGAGAUGAGGAGAGACUCCCCUACUCGCGCAUACUAGACUUCACGGUACAGCCAUCUAGAGUAGUGGUCUCCACAGGAAAUGGUAAUAAUUAUAAACGACGUACACAAAGUAGUACAAAAGGUAAUCAGCGAGGUUGUGAAGGUAGAGGAAAUGUUGGUGGACGUAGAGGUAAUGGGAAACAAGAAAGGCGAGUAGCUCGGGAAGAUGAUAGGGUGCAAUGUUAUGCUUUUUCAGGCAAGAAUGAGGCGGAGGCGUCUGACGCGAACCCAGCAGCAGAAACAAGAGAGCAGCUGCAGAAACAAGAUAGACCAGCAGCAGAAACUAGAGAGCAGCUGCAGAAACAAGAUAGACCAGCAGCAGAAACUAGAGAGCAGCUGCAGAAACAAGAUAGACCAGCAGCAGAAACUAGAGAGCAGCUGCAGAAACAAGAUAGACCAGCAGCAGAAACUAGAGAGCAGCUGCAGAAACAAGAUAGACCAGCAGCAGAAACUAGAGAGCAGCUGCAGAAACAAGAUAGACCAGCAGCAGAAACUAGAGAGCAGCUGCAGAAACAAGAUAGACCAGCAGCAGAAACUAGAGAGCAGCUGCAGAAACAAGAUAGACCAGCAGCAGAAACUAGAGAGCAGCUGCAGAAACAAGAUAGACCAGCAGCAGAAACUAGAGAGCAGCUGCAGAAACAAGAUAGACCAGCAGCAGAAACUAGAGAGCAGCUGCAGAAACAAGAUAGACCAGCAGCAGAAACUAGAGAGCAGCUGCAGAAACAAGAUAGACCAGCAGCAGAAACUAGAGAGCAGCUGCAGAAACAAGAUAGACCAGCAGCAGAAACUAGAGAGCAGCUGCAGAAACAAGAUAGACCAGCAGCAGAAACUAGAGAGCAGCUGCAGAAACAAGAUAGACCAGCAGCAGAAACUAGAGAGCAGCUGCAGAAACAAGAUAGACCAGCAGCAGAAACUAGAGAGCAGCUGCAGAAACAAGAUAGACCAGCAGCAGAAACUAGAGAGCAGCUGCAGAAACAAGAUAGACCAGCAGCAGAAACUAGAGAGCAGCUGCAGAAACAAGAUAGACCAGCAGCAGAAACUAGAGAGCAGCUGCAGAAACAAGAUAGACCAGCAGCAGAAACUAGAGAGCAGCUGCAGAAACAAGAUAGACCAGCAGCAGAAACUAGAGAGCAGCUGCAGAAACAAGAUAGACCAGCAGCAGAAACUAGAGAGCAGCUGCAGAAACAAGAUAGACCAGCAGCAGAAACUAGAGAGCAGCUGCAGAAACAAGAUAGACCAGCAGCAGAAACUAGAGAGCAGCUGCAGAAACAAGAUAGACCAGCAGCAGAAACUAGAGAGCAGCUGCAGAAACAAGAUAGACCAGCAGCAGAAACUAGAGAGCAGCUGCAGAAACAAGAUAGACCAGCAGCAGAAACUAGAGAGCAGCUGCAGAAACAAGAUAGACCAGCAGCAGAAACUAGAGAGCAGCUGCAGAAACAAGAUAGACCAGCAGCAGAAACUAGAGAGCAGCUGCAGAAACAAGAUAGACCAGCAGCAGAAACUAGAGAGCAGCUGCAGAAACAAGAUAGACCAGCAGCAGAAACUAGAGAGCAGCUGCAGAAACAAGAUAGACCAGCAGCAGAAACUAGAGAGCAGCUGCAGAAACAAGAUAGACCAGCAGCAGAAACUAGAGAGCAGCUGCAGAAACAAGAUAGACCAGCAGCAGAAACUAGAGAGCAGCUGCAGAAACAAGAUAGACCAGCAGCAGAAACUAGAGAGCAGCUGCAGAAACAAGAUAGACCAGCAGCAGAAACUAGAGAGCAGCUGCAGAAACAAGAUAGACCAGCAGCAGAAACUAGAGAGCAGCUGCAGAAACAAGAUAGACCAGCAGCAGAAACUAGAGAGCAGCUGCAGAAACAAGAUAGACCAGCAGCAGAAACUAGAGAGCAGCUGCAGAAACAAGAUAGACCAGCAGCAGAAACUAGAGAGCAGCUGCAGAAACAAGAUAGACCAGCAGCAGAAACUAGAGAGCAGCUGCAGAAACAAGAUAGACCAGCAGCAGAAACUAGAGAGCAGCUGCAGAAACAAGAUAGACCAGCAGCAGAAACUAGAGAGCAGCUGCAGAAACAAGAUAGACCAGCAGCAGAAACUAGAGAGCAGCUGCAGAAACAAGAUAGACCAGCAGCAGAAACAAGAGACAAGACUACAUGCACUAAGUUAAUCAAAUGGUGGAGAAGAGAAAGAGACUCUGUAAGCAGAUUUAGGGAAUGGAUUGAAAGAGAAGACUGUUUCAGCUCUCAGUUUGAAUCAGAACUUCGCAGUAAUAUCAACAAGGAGUUAUUGCAGGCCAUUCAAUCGAACCUCAAAAACAUCACCAAAGAGAACGAGCUGGUUGUUUUCCUCGACGAGCUUCAACAACAGCUUCACCACCGAGCUUCAACAAUGAGCUUCAGCAACGAGCUUCAACACAGCUUCACCUACGAGCUUCACCAACAACUUCACCGACAGCUCUUCACCGACGAGCUUCACCAACAGCUUCACCAACAAGCUUCACCAACGAGCUUCACCAACGAGCUUCACCAACAGCUUCACCAACGAAUUUCGUUUUUCUCACCAAAAUCAUCAGAAAUUCCUUUCACAGCUUCACCCAGAAAACGGCUCUCUCACAUUGCUUUGAUGAAUGUUUCUGAAAAAUAA
This is a messenger RNA of Solanum pennellii, 2901 nucleotides long. RefSeq names its product trichohyalin-like. Bases 1 to 2901 code for a protein of 966 amino acids. NCBI's taxonomy places the organism in Eukaryota, Viridiplantae, Streptophyta, Magnoliopsida, Solanales, Solanaceae. The transcript is spliced from 7 exons. The record is from RefSeq and is a predicted model, not a curated record.